UUCUCUGUCACUGCUAGGUGACAAGUUAAAUAAUAGAGCGAAAAUCGAAAUGCAAAACUUCGUUCGGUGUAUUCUAAGUUGAAUGAUAGUUUUAAUUGCUUUAAAACAUUGAAAAAGUCAUAAUAAAUAUUAAUAUAUAAUUUACCCAUUACAUACAUUAUAUAAUUCAAAACUUGAGAAAUAUAUAGUGUGCUAACUUAAAAAUUGAAGCAAAUAUAUUCGAAAAUGCUGUCGAAACUUAUUUCCAAGUUCGAUAAGAAUCCGAAUACAGUCUAUGUUAACACAUUUGAGUCUCCUGUGGGAACAGUGAUUGCGGCUGCGGAUGAAAACUAUUUGUAUAUCGCUACAUUUGAAGAUUCCAAAAACUUUGAAAAGUGUUUUGAUGUUGUAGCCAAAGAACUAUCUUGUAAGUAUAUUUUAAAGAAAAAUGAAGUGCUGCAGACUUUUGAAAAGGAACUCUCGGCAUAUUUUGAAGGCAAACUAAAAAAGUUCACAAUUCCAAUAAAAACAUUUGGCUCUGAUUUCCAAAAGGAAGUAUGGAAAAAGCUUAUGGACCUACCAUAUGGUAGUACCCAAUCAUAUGGUGACUUAGCCAAGGAUUUGGGUCGCUCAGCCAGCCACUCUAGAGCAGUAGGUGCAGCGUGUGGAGCAAAUGCAUUACUUAUAGUUGUUCCAUGUCACCGAUUAGUUGCAUCAGGAUCUAAAGGAGGAUAUAACAGUGGGGUGGACCGAAAAGAUAAACUUAUUGAACUUGAGAAGAAAGGUUCUAUGUAGACUGCAAUGUAAAAGUAGAUUGACUAUGUUGUAAGCUUAAUUAAGUUAAACUAUUAAGAUUAUUAAAUAAGUUACUGACUAAUCUCAGUUUAUUGACUAUAUUUUUCACAGUUAUGAUAACCUAUUAAACUAACAACCAAAGUAUUAAGGUUUGUGAACAAAA
This is a messenger RNA of Trichoplusia ni (cabbage looper), 937 nucleotides long. Its product is annotated as methylated-DNA--protein-cysteine methyltransferase, inducible. Lineage: Eukaryota; Metazoa; Arthropoda; Insecta; Lepidoptera; Noctuidae. The transcript has 2 exons. Gene Ontology annotation, molecular function: methylated-DNA-[protein]-cysteine S-methyltransferase activity. The record is from RefSeq and is a predicted model, not a curated record. Gene Ontology annotation, biological process: DNA repair. Bases 226 to 774 code for a protein of 182 amino acids.